Molecule: messenger RNA, 1569 nt
Organism: Sparassis crispa
Lineage: Eukaryota; Fungi; Basidiomycota; Agaricomycetes; Polyporales; Sparassidaceae
Product: kinase-like protein
Exons: 4
Coding region: 1-1569 (522 amino acids)
Biological process (GO): protein phosphorylation; regulation of mRNA processing; spliceosomal complex assembly
Molecular function (GO): protein kinase activity; ATP binding
Source: RefSeq, a predicted model, not a curated record
AUGAAAGCAGGGCCCCUGGUUCUGGAAUCAAUUGCAAAACUUCGGAACCAGCCUAGGAAGUUACUAAAGCUGAAGUCUCCUCCGUCUCUUCGCCAUAUUAAUAACUGCUCUCACUCACUCGGGUCGCAUGCUGUCACGUCCAAUAAAGCCAUCCCGAGCCCUUCGCCUCUGGUCGCCCCACACUCUACUCUGGGUGUGGAUAUUCUCAGCGCUGCAGUCCGAGAAGAUGCUCCUGCAGUUCUCGAGUAUCCGGAAGAGCCUGUUGGUCUUCCGGCGGCGCUGUUACCCCCCGAUAUCCCGGCAUUCAUGGAGGUCCACAUUGGGGACGAGAUUGGACCGCAGGGUCGUUACACAAUAGUCCGCAAAUUAGGAUAUGGAUCGUACUCCAGCGUUUGGCUCGCUCGUGAUAGAGAGUACGUGCGUCGUGGAGCCAGUCGUUGUGUCAUCAGUGCAUUUAUCUCGCUUGCAUUUGAAAGGUCUGCGCCGUCUAAGUAUGUAGCUAUCAAGAUCCUUACCAAACAAGCUACAAGGCUUGUCGAAAAGGAGCUCAUGCAAGAGCCACGCGUCCUUGGUUUUAUGAGAUUUCGCGCCCAAUUCAAGCAGGGUGCAGACAAAUGCGUCAAGCUGUAUGACGAAUUUGUCUGUGAGACGGCAAGAAAUGAUACUGGCCCACAUAUCUGCUUGGUUACAGAGCUUCUUGGGAUGGGUCUCAGUCGUUUUUGCAAACAGUUCCCGCGGAGGGCUUUGCCGCUGCCGCUCCUGAAGCUCUCCAUGCGGCAUCUUCUGAUCGGCUUAAAUUUCAUACAUUAUGGGUGCUCGCUGACGCACACGGAUCUGAAGCCCGACAACAUCAUGCUCGCCUCUCCCUUCUCGGACGAGGAGAUCACGGCGAUUCUGAGGGACGACCCUCCGAAGUACUAUCCCACCAUGUCGAUUUUAGACCGCGAAGUCCGUCCCAUAGUCAGCCAACCACUGCCAACGCCGCCAGUGCCUAUGGAUAAACUGGUUUUCAAGCUCGCCGACUUUGGGCACGCCCAGAUCUGCGAGGAGGAAGUGACAGAUGAUAUCAGUCCCAGAGCGUUUCGUGCCCCGGAAAUCAUCCUGCAAUGCGGAUGGAACUUCAAGGUCGAUAUGUGGGCCGUCGGAUGCCUGGUGCGCCACGAUCCCCAGCAGCCAACUCUCUUCUUCACUGAGUGUCUCCUUCAGACGUUUGAGCUGUUGACUGGAUCGCAGCUGUUUACUCCCGAAGACAACCCUGCCGAAGGCAUCACCGCAGACGACGAUCAUCUGCUGCGUAUCAUGCAGAUCCAGGGCCGUCCCUUCCCCGCUGAAUUCCUCGCCGACUCCUUCAAUCGAGACCAGUUUUUCAAUGCUGAUGGUACGCUGAUACAUAUGCCUACGAAGAUCGAUCCUAGGACAAUCGCUGAGCGCAUACGCGACUCCGAGACUGUGGAAGGUCCUCAGGAAUUGGCGGCGGCUGCAGCUUUCAUUGAGCGAUGUCUGCAGUGCGUCCCUGAAGACAGGCCAGAUGCUGAGGUCCUUAUAAAGGAUCCAUGGCUUCAGGGAUGA